This is a messenger RNA of Pieris brassicae (large cabbage white), 3913 nucleotides long. Its product is annotated as galactosylgalactosylxylosylprotein 3-beta-glucuronosyltransferase S-like. The record is from RefSeq and is a predicted model, not a curated record. Gene Ontology annotation, biological process: chondroitin sulfate proteoglycan biosynthetic process; carbohydrate metabolic process. Gene Ontology annotation, molecular function: galactosylgalactosylxylosylprotein 3-beta-glucuronosyltransferase activity. The coding region runs from base 334 to 1374 and encodes 346 amino acids. Gene Ontology annotation, cellular component: Golgi membrane. Lineage: Eukaryota; Metazoa; Arthropoda; Insecta; Lepidoptera; Pieridae. The transcript has 4 exons.
AUGUGUAAUGCAGUCAAGAAACAAAAUAAAAACGUUGUAUUUGAUAAGAGAACUCUUUAAAUUGGAUAUUCAAGAUAUAGGUUUAUUUAUCCAAUUCAGCACGCCUUGUGAUAUUAUUUUUAUAUAAUUGUAAAUUUCAAAUGUAGUAAAAACAGAAUUUUCGAAAAGCAUUUGCCGUCGGAUUCCUAGAUUAAAUAUAAUCAUUUACACUUAUUUUAAAAGAAAUGGUGAAUUGAUGUGGUAUACUAUGUUGAUAGUUUUUAAUGAUCAUAUUAUACUUUGCAAUAAAUUCAUUCUUAAAUUAAAUUCUUAAAGUGCGCUACAAUAACUAAAAUGAGAUAUUGGAAAGUCUUUAAAAAUAUUUUUGUAAUGGGUUUUAUAGUAAGUGUUAUGUGGCUAAUGUUUUCAUGGAGCAGUAUGGAGUUUAUCAGAUAUGCGUCAAUGGAUCCUAGAAGUAUUCCAAUAACUGUUAAAAAUCAAUUGUGUCAAGUAAAUUACAAUGAUGAAAGAGUGUUUAUAAAUAAUAGUUCAGAUUUGAAGAUGAUAUACUAUGUAACACCAACUUACCCGAGACCAGAACAAGUGCCUGAGUUGACAAGACUUGCACAUACAUUGAUGCAUGUACCAAAAAUUCAUUGGAUAGUAGCAGAUGACCAAUCAUUGUGUUCAAAAGAUGUUGCUGAUAUUCUUAGACGUACUGGUCUGCCAUACACACACAUAUCUAGUCCAAAGCCAUACAUAUAUAAAGGAACAAACUUCCCUCGUGGAGUUGCAAAUCGUCGAGCAGCACUCUCCUGGCUUCAAGAAAAUGCUGAUGAAGGAGUUCUUUACUUUGGAGAUGAUGAUAAUACUAUUGAUCUGCAAUUAUUUGAUGAAAUCAGGCUUACUAAAAAAGUAUCAAUGUUUCCUGUAGGCCUGAUAGGAGAUUAUGGUGUUUCAUCACCCGUUGUCAAGGAUGGAAAGGUGGUGGGGUUUUUUGAUUCAUGGCCUGGUUCAAGAAUGUUUGCAGUUGAUAUGGCUGGGUUUGCUGUGAACAUUGAGUUUUUAAAGCCCUCUGCUAGCAUGCCAUAUAUUGCCGGCCAUGAAGAGGACAGAUUUUUGGUUAGUUUAGGAUUAAAAUUGGAGGAUAUUGAACCUCUUGCUGCUAAUUGCUCGAAAGUACUUGUCUGGCAUACAAAGACAGUUAAGUAUAAGAAGCCAACAUUACGUGUUGAUAUUAAGAAGUUAGACGAUGUUACUGCUUAUAAAUAUUUUGUCAAUCUUCUUAAAGAAAUUAGCAGGCUGGGUAUGGCAAGCAUAAGUAAUAGCAAUGGCACUAAGCCUUACAUAACAAGAAAUAGGAAGUCCUAUGAAACUGUUGCUGGCUUCAACUAAUUUACUGACUAAACUAUAAUCUAUAUGAAAAAAGUUCCUUGCUUCAUUAUAAUGUAGAAUCUUCUGAUAUUUAUCUAUUAGAGUUUACGCUGUUUUGCCGUAGUCACGCAUACAUACAUAUAUAUGUAUGUGAAUAAUAUUGUUAUAGAGUUAACCCUUAAUCAAAAUCCUCAAAUAGCUGUUCAAUGUGCUCAGUUUCUGGGCUUAAUAAAAGUGACAAAAAAUAAUAGUUGUCUGGAAAUAGGUAUUAUGUACAUUAGGGACCCAGAUUCUCAACGCGCCUGUAAUGAGAUGAGAGAUGUAGUUUGUAUUUCUGGAGUUUUAACGUAUUACAUGUUUAAUUAAAUUAUAACACCUCUCAUAAGUGAUGUUAUACUGUUUUGUGUCUCGAAAUGCUUAAGGCAUGUUUAUUUUUGUUAUGUUUUAGUAGUUUAUAUUUAUUUACCAACUGACUUGAUGAGCCCUUUUCGGCACUUAUAUUGAGCGCGUAUUGACAGUAGAAUGUCUAUGGUAGUAACUUAUCAUCGACUCGUAUUUUGAAAUGAGUAUCUAUUUAAUAAUUUUCUUAUACGAAUCUCGGCAUAGUAAAAUAUUAGGAACUAUGUAUUUUUACGGCGAAUAUGCUAUGGAUUUUUAUUAUUUAUAUUUAAAUAAACAGUCUACACAGUCCAUCUCGUUCAGUGUAUUUAAAAAAUAUUUAAUUAAUUUAUUCUAUAGAUAUAUAUUCAUUUUAAAAUAAUAUUAAGGGAUUGACUUGUACGGAAGGACUUGUAGAUUGUCCGUUUUGUUCUAUUAUUAAAGGUAUGAUCAUUUUUAUUUGAUUAGGAUAAUACUAGAGGCACAAUACUAGAUAGGCAAUGAAUUAUACGUCCUAACGAUACUUAAAUAAUAUUAGCCCUAACAAAAUUUUACAAAUGGAGGAAAAAUCUACCAUAAUAAUAUGUUAUCACUUGAUGUAGCCUAAAAUGCAUGAGCAUAGCACAAGGUGAAGACAGACUAGGUACGAAUGACAUUUUCGUUUGUCAUAAAAUGAUAAUUUUUUAAUACAAUUAAACACCGUUUUUUUUAUUGUUUUUUUUUAAAUAAAAUUGCACAAAAGCACCAAAUCUGUACAUGUCGAUUAAAAUAAAACACAACAAAUGAAACAAAAGUGUUGUUUAUACACUCAAUUUUAACUAUAGAAUAAAAAUUUAGUUGUGGCUAGAUAGCCUAGUGGCUUUAGCGUGCAACUCUUAUGACUGAGGUCCCAGAUCUUCGGCUUCACCGAUAGAUUUCCAUGUUCUCUCGCUCAUAUGGUUAAGGUAAACAUAAUGAGUAAACUGGCUCACCAAAGUCGACCGUAUGUCAGAAACAGAAUACUGGUGUUUUACUAAAAACAUCACGUAACAGAAAAAAGUGAGGCCCAGACCUACAAGGUUGUAGCACCACUGGUUAUUUUUUAAGUCAGUCUAUGUAAAAUGUACCAAAGUGAUUCUCAUGUUACAUCUUUUUACUGAGCUUAUGAAAUUUGUAUUACAUUAUAGAAUUGUGAUAAGUUUUGAUGCCAUACGACUCUCGUGUUCAGGAGCUUUAGUAGGUCACGACUGUCGAAAAGUGAUUUGGUCUCAAGCCCCAGUUCAUAUUUAUCAGUGAUAGCGUUAUCGUUACAAAAUAACGUGACGAAUAAUAAUUAGGCUUAAACACUCACUCUAGUCCUCGUUGUUGUAGUUAUUGUUUAAAUACUUGAAGAUUUAUAGUGCAAUAUAAUAUAUAUUCGCAUACAUUAUUGUAUUUUAUUGAAAUGUUAAAUGUAAUCAUUGCUAGCAAGAAUCUUUUUGAAUCUCAAACAUGUUUUUAAUUUAGGGCCUAAUAUUUUUAUUUAUAUGUAUCGUUUCCGUGCGUUCAGUAAUAUAAAAUCUCAAUUAGACAUUAAGUAAAGUUAUAAAAUAUUAUUUUAGUCAUGUAGUAUUUUAAAAGUUUUGUUUUAAUCGCAAUGCAUAAAAGUAAUAAAGUUGCAUACUUGGUAUAGAUGUACUGUGGUGGCAUAGUGGUGGUAUUUCGUUUAUUUGUAAGUGUUCGGAAUGUUCGGUUAUAGAUUCUUUUUUGGUGUUUGCACCUACUACACCUCUUAAACGAUGACAUGAUCAGGCUGAUCACCUACAUGCAAUCUAAGGCUACCACUGAUAUAGGGUUGAGAACCUUCUGUAUGAUGAGUAUAUAUACAGUUUUAGGGGUACUUUUCUAUAUAUUUAAAGAACACAUUUUGUUGUGGUAACAAAUUUCGUAUUUAAAUAGUAAUAGUCGCAUUAUUUAUAUGUGCUUGUUAUUUUUACAUUCCCGAACACAUUAAUUCGAUUUUAUGCUUAUUGUUGUGCAUACAACAUAUUUUAUUGUUUAAUUAAUAUAUGUAGUUGAUAUUUGGUCGUGCAUUGUUUAUCCUAGUGGUGGAUUAUGUUAUUUAAUAGGAUGGGUUUUAAUGUAAAACCAAUUAGCGUAUACUCACGUCUUGAAUAAAGUUAACAGUAUAAAUGUUAAACCAAAAUAAAAGAGUGUUGAUGUA